AUGAGCAGAGAACUCGGGAGGGAGGCGAUGCGCGCCGCGGCCAGCUGUCGGCCGUGUAAACAAGUCUCCACGUCGGCUCAACCAGGCUGUCUUCCCCGGCAACACAUCAAACGAGUCCACUCGUGCGCCCCAAAGCAGAUUGCGACUGGAAAUACAUGGAAUAAUUCUCGAUAUCGCGGCGCCGAUAAGUCAGUCUACGACAGGAACUUUGCCAAGGUGGCGCGGGCGUCCACGGCCACGGUCUACCAGCGAGACAGACCGCACGAGUCUGCGGCCGAGAAAGAAGCCGACUUCAACGAGGCUGAGGCCUCCAAACAUGUAGUAUCCAAAGGACGAAUCCUGACGACGCCGACGAGACUCCUGAAGCUUGUACUUCCCCUGCCAUUUGAUGCCAGGCAAGAGCACCUCAACAAACAGCCGUUGGAAAAGAUACAAGAGAACAAAACGUCGACGCCUCCUCUAGCGCUGCUCAUCCACCCACAUCAACCACUCUCCUAUCUCGAGCGACUGAUCCAGGCAGAGCUCCCCCCGCUCCAGUUGGGAAAGAAGGAAAAGACACCAGACGUGGACUUUUGGGCCGAGGUGGACAAGGAAGCCAUUCCCGAGCAGACGGGCGCCAAGGCUAGUAAUGUCGCCUCGUCUUCAGGUCUCGGACAUGAAGGCCCGAGCAACAAGAACAAGAGCUGGGUAAGAUGGAGUUCCAGCACCGAAGUUGGCGACUUUAUUCGCGAUGCAGCGCGCGGCAAAGAGUUUGCUGUCGAUAUUGAAGGCGUAUCAGAGAAGCUGCACGUGGCCGUCCCCAGCUUCAAAGAUCGCACCCAUUAUAUGCGCAUGCGGCUGCGCCGAAUGUGCGAACAAAUCGACGCCAUGUCACGACUCAAAAACGAGUGUGAUGAGAUUGCGCACAAGAGCGCCUACCGUCUCGCCAAAGGCGGUUUCGGUCUGCUGGCCUCAUGGUGGGCCACGGUCUAUUACGUCACAUUCCACACGGAGAUGGGAUGGGACCUUGUUGAGCCCAUUACCUAUUUGGCCGGGCUCACCACCAUCAUGGCUGGUUAUUUGUGGUUCCUAUUCAUCAGCCGAGACCUGAGCUACAAGGCGGCCAUGAAUGUGACCGUGUCGAAGCGGCAGAACGCUCUCUACUUGGAGCGAGGAUUCAACAUUGCAAAAUGGGAGCAGUUGGUCCAAGAGGCCAAUGCACUGCGACGCGAGCUCAGGGUGAUUGCGACCGAGUACGAUGUCGAAUGGGAAGAAAUGAAGGACUUGGGUGGCUGGGGGGUGAAGGAGGCGCUGGAGAAUGAAGACGAAAAGAAGAAAAAAGACCGUGAUGAAGACGACGACGACAACAAGAAGAGCCGCAAGCGAGACUCGAAACAGGAGCGUCCCAAGGAACAACAUUGA
This is a messenger RNA of Cordyceps militaris CM01, 1401 nucleotides long. RefSeq lists its product as uncharacterized. The transcript is spliced from 2 exons. Gene Ontology annotation, biological process: mitochondrial calcium ion homeostasis; calcium import into the mitochondrion. The record is from RefSeq and is a predicted model, not a curated record. Bases 1 to 1401 code for a protein of 466 amino acids. Gene Ontology annotation, molecular function: calcium channel activity; uniporter activity. NCBI's taxonomy places the organism in Eukaryota, Fungi, Ascomycota, Sordariomycetes, Hypocreales, Cordycipitaceae. Gene Ontology annotation, cellular component: mitochondrial inner membrane; uniplex complex.